CGCCGCCCGGCCGGGCGUGGAUGGAGGUGGCGGAGCCCGCACAGCGCCGCGAGUGAGCGGCAGAGCGGCCGGACCUCAGCGGACUCACCAUGGAGGACGAGGGCGUGAAGGAGGGCAGUGAGAAGCCUCAGGGAGCACGGACAGCGGACAAGGCUGGCUGGAUCAAGAAGAGCAGUGGGGGCCUCCUGGGUUUCUGGAAAGACCGCUAUCUGCUCCUCUGCCAGGCCCAGCUGCUGGUCUACGAGAAUGAGGACGAGCAGAAGUGUGUGGAGACAGUGGAGCUGGGCAGCUACGAGAAGUGCCAGGACCUUCGAGCGCUCCUCAAGCGGAAACACCGUUUUAUCUUGCUUCGAUCCCCAGGGAACAAGGUCAGUGACAUCAAAUUUCAGGCUCCCAGUGGGGAGGAGAAGGAAUCCUGGAUCAAAGCUCUCAAUGAAGGGAUCAACCGAGGCAAGAACAAGGCUUUUGAUGAGGUAAAGGUAGACAAGAGCUGUGCCCUAGAGCAUGUGACCCGGGACCGGGUGCGGGGGGGCCAACGGCGCCGGCCACCAACGAGAGUCCACCUGAAGGAGGUCGCAAGUGCGGCUUCUGACGGGCUUCUGCGCCUGGACCUCGAUGUUCCGGAUAGUGGGCCACCCGUGUUUGCCCCAAGCAAUGAUGUCAGUGCAGCCCAGCCCCGGGAGACACCCCGGCCCCCCAUGCCUCCUGCCAAGCCUUCCCCUGUGCCCGAGACAACCAGCCUUGGUGACAGCAUGCAGAGAACCCCAACCCCUGUCUCAGCAAGCCCUGAGGCCCACCCUGAGAGCCAAGGGGACUCAGAGACCCCAGCAGGGGAGGACAGUGGUUCUGAGCAGCCCCCCAACAGCAUCCUGCCUGACAGACUGAAGGUGAGCUGGGAAAACCCCAGCCCCGAGGAGCCCUCUGCUCCAGAGAGAGCAGAACCGUCCCAGGUACCCCAUUUGGAGACUUCUGAGGCUGUCCCCAGGGAGGGUGGGAAGCCCCCUACACCUCCGCCUAAGAUCUUAUCAGAGAAACUGAAAACCUGCAUGAGUGGGAUGGAGGCUUCUGGGCCAGUCCAGAAUCCUCGGGCCCCUGAGACCUCUGCCCCAGGCUCAGCGCAGGUUUCAGUGAAUGGCGUCGAUGACAGUCCUGAGCCUGCCAAGCUAUCCCAAGCUGCAGGCAUCCCAGGAACUCCCCCAAAGGAUGUGGCCACAUCCUCAGCACAGCCCCUCUGGGAACUGCCACCUCAGCUCCAUCCGCGCUGCUCUUCCCUUGGAGACCUGUUUGGGGAAGGCCCCCGGCAUCCAAGGCAGCCCAGGGAACGGCUGUAUCGGGCUCAGCUGGAGGUGAAGGUGGCCUCAGAACAGACAGAGAAACUGUUGAACAAGGUGCUGAGCAGUGAGCCGGCCCCUGUGAGUGCCAAGACUUUGCUCAGCCAGGCUGUGGAGCAGCUGAGGCAGGCCACCCAGGUCCUGCAGGAAAUGCGAGAUUUGGGAGAGCUGAGCCAGGAAGCACCUGGGCUGAGGGAGAAGCGGAAGGAGCUGGCAACCCUCUACAGGAGAAGUGCACCCUAGGCCUGCUGGGAUGGGGUGAGGUCCCUCCUGGCCACCUGUCCAUCAAAGCCCAGCCCUGCUGAGAAAGGUCCUUCUGCUCAGGCUGUAGAUGGACCAUUGGGCAUGUCAGGGUUUGACCUGAAGAGACUCCUGGUGUUUUUCCUGCACUGCCCUGGCCAGUGGUGCCAGGUGCCACCCAGGGCCAUUGUCUGGCUCUCUGGCCCAUCCCCUGAGCUCUGGGCUUGGUCUGGGAGCACACUCUUGGGACCUACGUGCUUGUGAGGUUGUUCCAAACUGCUGCAGGGCUUUGGUGCAGCACUUGGGGUUUCUGGGGGUGGCAUCAUCUCUGCUCCCCACCUCCAGUAGUUUACAUUCUUGACUUCUGAAUAGAGCACAGCUGAGCCUCCCUACAGUCCCCAUUUCCGUCCGAUAUUCCCAAGCAGAGAGCCUCAUGGCAGAGGCAGCCCCAUAGCCAGCCCCCUCCCACCUAUUCCAAGUAGCUGCAGAGGCCUUGGGUCCAGGCUAUAGGUUCGUACCUCAGCUGGGUGAAACCUGGACCCUGCUAGGGCCUCUUGAGGCAGAUGGAAAGCAUCUGUGGGAGGAGGCCAUCUGCUCUGUGGCCCCUCUCUGGGUCUGUUUGCUUUUCUGCAAAACCAGGGCAUUUCCUGCAGUCCCUUCCUCUCUGGUGAGCUAUGAUUAGAGGGCUUAGAGCUGGAGGAUUCCAGGGCAGAAGAGGGACUCGAAGGGUCUCCUAGUCUUGUACCUGCCCCUGGACCACCUUGGGUCCAGCCUUGCACAUUCCUGAAGAGGCAAACCUCAGAGUGGCCCGAGUGUCAAACUCAGAAAAACCUGUGAUAAAUCAACCUUCAGAAGAGAAUCCCCCCAACUUCUGUGUCUCCCAGGUGGGAUUUAGCUGGGUCUCUGUGGUUCCUCUUCAGCCUAAACAGGUCCAGUGUCACCAUCAUUUCUUCAAAUGCUGAUGGGUGUAUGUUGGGUUCUGAAACCACUUUGCUCUUCCCUCCAUCCCUCUGGUUCGGGCCCCAGAUGGGUGGCUCCUCCUUAACUUCCUAGAGGAAGGAGCAUUUUUUCCUUUCCUUGUCCUGGUCCAUUCCUGUGCCCUGGUCCUCUUUCCUCCUCCUGUCCCCCAUUGUCCCUGGCUCUGGGAGCACAUCCAGUGUCCACCCCGCUGCAGCAGCUGGACUGAGGGCAGAGCCCCCACACCCAGACAUUCUCCCUGGGACCUGUGGGGGUGGGAGCAGCCUCCAGCAGGACCUGCCCAGGAGGUUUCUGCAUGUGCACUUUUGUUUACUGAAAGAGACUGGAGGGUCACAGCAGCAUGCCCUGGCCUUUCUGCCCAUUGUGCCCAUUUCCAAUCACCAGUCAUGCCCACUGAGGCCUGCCAGUGCAGGUCAAUGCCUUCAUUACUGUACUGUCACUUUGUUCUUGGGGGUGGUGGGCAGGGUUCAGGAGGGGCAGAUGUCUGCUCUGGCCUGCACCAGGCAGGGACAGUAGUGAGCAUCAAUGCCAUGGCUUCUGAGGACCCCUCAGUCUCCCCAGACCACACUCCUUGGACAAACUGGGUUCUCAUGCCACGGUCUGCCUUUUCCUUCAUCUGUCUCCAGUACAAGAGCGAGAAUGGCAUCAGGUACCCACAGCCACAUGAUCCCUGCCCUCUUUCCUUAGGGAACAGCCUUCCUCCACCAGCUGCCAGGGCUGUCUGGGGCUUUGGCCAGGUCACUUACUUCCAGGAAUUAGAGCCUCAGUUUCUUCCUCUCUCAAGUGACCAGGCUGGGCAGGUAGUUCUGGGGCCACUUAUGUGGCUAAAUGCCAUUGGUUCCCAUGGGAUCCCCAGGCCUUAGUAACCUGGGCCCCAAGGGGGAAGCCGGCUUCAGGGGAGGGGAAAGGGGCACGGGAAUAGGCAGGGGCUGCCUUGCGUGCCCCCUUGAGGAGGAUGGCAUUCAGUGUCUUCUGCUGAUGAAGCGCCUUUCUUGA
Messenger RNA from Cynocephalus volans (Philippine flying lemur), 3545 nucleotides. It is a transcript of the gene PLEKHO2, whose product is annotated as pleckstrin homology domain containing O2. The record is from RefSeq and is a predicted model, not a curated record. Bases 90 to 1574 code for a protein of 494 amino acids. The transcript has 6 exons. Lineage: Eukaryota; Metazoa; Chordata; Mammalia; Dermoptera; Cynocephalidae. Gene Ontology annotation, biological process: macrophage apoptotic process.